Messenger RNA from Vitis riparia (riverbank grape), 1351 nucleotides. RefSeq lists its product as uncharacterized. The record is from RefSeq and is a predicted model, not a curated record. NCBI's taxonomy places the organism in Eukaryota, Viridiplantae, Streptophyta, Magnoliopsida, Vitales, Vitaceae. The transcript is spliced from 6 exons. The coding region runs from base 352 to 996 and encodes 214 amino acids.
UCCAUGGGACGAGAGCUAACAAACGUUGAAACAGAGACUGUGAGACACAGAGAGACCAAGAAAAAGCAGCUUCAGAGCAGAUAUAGAGAACGUGGAGGCGAUAUCCAAGCGAUUAUCCUGGAUUUUCGAUCUGGAUUUUCUAUGUUUUUCAGUAUUACGUGAUAUUUUCCUGGAAAAUUCGUCUUUUCUCGACGCAUUUGACUCUCUCACAUGAAAUUUUGAGGAAGAUUUCCUCUGUCAGAGUCGUAGAUCUUGAGGUUGAAGAUGAUUACCUUGACGCUGUGUGUGGUGGCUAAGAAAUUGUAGGAGAACGAGUGGAAACGUGAACUAGCUGUCGUGAAAUUGCGAGAUAUGGAGAAGGAAGAGAAGAGCCAGAGAACCUAUAAAGGUCCAGAAACUGAUUUUUUCUUACAGUGGGGUAAUAGGAAGAGGCUUAGAUGUGUGAGGGUCAAAGACCCAAAUGUUUCAGUUCGAUCCAAUGGUGCUAUUCGCAGGAAAAUCACAUCUCGUAUUGAUCGCUCCGUCGUCACUGGUUCUGAGAAAGAAAGCGCUCAUCUUCAACCCAGUCGCUUCACAAGGAAUACAGAGGGUGCGACGCUUAGAUCGGUGACAAACGAGAACCGGAAAUCGGGUUCGUCGGAGAAGGAAGAUCGGUACUACACGACCAGAGGGUCGGCGGGUAUGGAUGAUAACGGCAAAGUUUCGGUUGAGGGUGGAGGAGGAGGUGAUGACAGAGGUCUGGUGUGGCCAAAACUCUAUAUUUCACUGUCCAGCAAAGAGAAAGAGGAGGACUUUAUGGCUAUGAAAGGCUGUAAGCUCCCUCAAAGGCCUAAGAAAAGAGCCAAGAUCAUUCAGAGAAGCUUACUUUUGGUGAGUCCAGGGGCAUGGUUGUCUGAUAUGUGUCAAGAGAGGUAUGAGGUGAGGGAGAAGAAGACUUCUAAGAAGAGACCAAGAGGAUUGAAGGCCAUGGGAAGUAUGGAAAGUGAUUCAGAAUGAAAGAGCAGAAGGGGGCUUUCCUUUGGUUUUUGAAUUUUGAAUUUUGAUUUCUUUCUUCUAUGGCAAGUGGGGAAGAUGAGAUGAGGCUGGCAUGUAUAGGAGUCUUUUCUAAUUUAUAAUGAGAAAAUACUUUUAUCAUUUCUUCUUCUUCUUCUUCUUCUUCUUCUACUCCCUUCUUUGGAAUGGGCCUCUCUAGACAUUGGGGGCUUUUGCAGCUCCUAAUACUAGAGAGAGUACCCUUUCUUUUUACCCUUUCUUUUUAAGGGCAGGUUCAUAUCCUUCCCCUCAAGAAGGUAAAGUUGCUUGUAGAAUCUUCACACAUUAUGACAGUAAAAGUAAUUAUUUGCCUUUUUUC